AUGUCUAGUUUUGGUAAUUCUUCGGAAUGUGCAUAUACUCAGCAGGAAGGAAGAAAGGAGGAUGGUCUGAAGAAGCCCCAAAGCAAUUUGGCCACUAUUGAUUAUGUGCGAUCUGGAACUGAUCGAGUUACGUUGAGGGACGUGUCAAAUCAAAGUCAUCUUGCGUUGGAGGUGUUUCUGGGCCCUAUAUACAGCCUAUUAGAAUUUAAUCUCAAAUGCCAGCAAGCAAUAAGUGAAAAAAAUGGCUUUAUCCGAGUACAUCGUCCUGAAUCCGAAUAUCCUUCAUAA
Necator americanus (New World hookworm) is the source of this 288-nucleotide messenger RNA. RefSeq lists its product as uncharacterized. The coding region runs from base 1 to 288 and encodes 95 amino acids. Lineage: Eukaryota; Metazoa; Nematoda; Chromadorea; Rhabditida; Ancylostomatidae. The transcript has a single exon. The record is from RefSeq and is a predicted model, not a curated record.